GUUCUUCGUUUGUAAUAGGGGCGGGAUGGGCGCGACAGAGCGAUGGAUGGCGCAAAAGAGAUAUUCCAGAUGGCUACGCGUGAGCCUCCAAGUAGACAGUGAGACGGGACGCUGCAAGUUUGUCUCUUAUAUAUCCAAUGCGCGCCCUUUACAGUGGCUGACUUACAAACCAUGCAACUUUGCGAAUGGGAGGAGGGAAAUAUCAUCAAUGAUCGCUCGAGCUUUUGAGCUCGGCGUCAUGGUUAGCUGCCGUGUCACUUCACAGCGAGCUGUGCAUACCGGAGUCCUCACUGUUGUUUGAGGUAUCAAGGUUCAAGCAUCCCCAUCAGGAAUGGCUGCUCGUGUCAAUUCUUCUUAAGGCUGAGAGGAGAAGGACUUGGUUUCAAGCAGCGACUUCCAUCGUUCAAUGUUGUGAGGCUCUUCCUCCUCCUUUCAAGGAUGAGCAACUCCAAGCAAGCACAGGUGAUAUACUAUCUGUGCAGGAAGGGGUCUUUGGAGCAGCCACACUUGAUAGAUGUUGGAUUCACGCAAGAGAAUGAGCUGCUUCUCAGCGAUGUGAAGCGAAGUCUUGUUGCUAUCCGCGGUAGGGGCAUGCCGGAUUUGUUCUCUUGGUCCUACAAAACGAAGUACAAGAAUGACUUCAUCUGGCACGAUGUCUCCGAUAAUGAUGUGGUUCUUCCUAUGAACGAUGCCGACUACAUUUUGAAAGGAUCUGAGAUUGUUGAUGGAGAAUGCGAGCAUUGUCCACAUGACUCUGAUAGCGAGAUUCAGUGCAAACUAAUGCUCAAAGAACACGCCUGUCUCGCCAAGUCUCCUGUUCAUCGAGCCUUUCCUUUGGAAGAAUGUGUUAUCCAGACCACAAAUCAUCCUACAGCCGACACCAGUGCCAGGAACAGCAACGAGCUCAAGCUGUGCAAGCAGAGGUCAAAUUUGGAUCAUGGUAACAGUAUUACAACUCAAACAGAUGACGAAGAACUCCCAGUCCGAGCUCCAAAGCACGAAUGCUGCCAAUGCCGAGGAGAGAAACCUCUUCCAAAUCCACCACCGCUUGUUUCAAGUAAGGAAGUACCUCCUGCGAGCUGUGCCGACAAGACCCCUCAACGAAAAGCAAUCACUGUUUUUGGAGGGAUUGAGUCGGGCUUUAAGGACGACAGUGGAAGAACAAAAAAGGUCGGUGGAUCGUCGCUUAUAUUCAGGCAAAUGCUCCCCUGUGCCGACAUUGGGACCAGAGCUCAGCAAAAUGGGUUUACCGGGCAGAAGCAGGAUUUAGCUGCUGUUUCCAAGGAGAAUGGGAGCUGGAAGCAAAGCUGUAAAGUCUGGAAGAAGAAUGGAGGACGCUUGUCUCCACUUUUGGACAGGGGAACAAAGAUAGUGUCGGACGGUCGGCACAGCUAUGACUCCAAGCAACACUCUCUUCUUCCCGGCACACCGACAAGCAAGUAUCAAGAUUUCCAGAGCCAGCGCUACAGCACGCUUACUCGGUAUAGACCUCGGCAUUCUUUUUCUAACAGUGACUACUUUGAUUCUUACGACUUGUUUACGAGGCCCGAGAAAGUUAAGGAGGUGGACGCGAGACCAUCCAACGCAUCCAGGAUCAGCCUCGAGUCGCUCUACGAGGUUGAUUGCAAGGCCAAGACUUUCGACUGUGUUGUGGAUCAGCAAGCGAGAGGAUCUCCGGCCGCUGGGAAAUGCGGCGACGACAACUCCAUCCCGUCGGUUGGCAACCAUAUCAUCUCGAAGCUCGUCCUGGAGGCCAAAGCCAACGAGGAGAAGGAUAAAGUCUGGUGGGAGGGGAUUCGAUCCACGCCGAGAAGAGAGAACAGGGCCAACGACGAAAGGAUGCGUAAGAACAAACUCGAUUGGGAAAAGAACUUACAGGACGCAGUGAACAUGAUCAUACGACCUCCACAAUAACAGUGAUAGGUGACCAUCCUCCUCUCUUUUUUCCUUCUUCCACUCCAUUCCAAAAGCUCUCGCUUCGUUUUGGUUUUGAUACGUCUGGGUUCCCCUCUAGCACUCUAGAAGCUGAACUGGCAAUUGAAAAUACAGAUGUUGGCUUCUAGACUGCUAGAGGAGCAUCAGCGAGAACAAAAAAAUAGCUUACUAGUUUAAUGUAUGAUCUUCUAUACAAUUGAAUCGUGCAAGAAGAACAAGACACGUAA
This is a messenger RNA of Selaginella moellendorffii, 2162 nucleotides long. RefSeq lists its product as uncharacterized. The transcript has 7 exons. NCBI's taxonomy places the organism in Eukaryota, Viridiplantae, Streptophyta, Lycopodiopsida, Selaginellales, Selaginellaceae. The record is from RefSeq and is a predicted model, not a curated record. The coding region runs from base 439 to 1914 and encodes 491 amino acids.